This is a messenger RNA of Cryptomeria japonica (Japanese cedar), 492 nucleotides long. RefSeq lists its product as uncharacterized. Bases 1 to 492 code for a protein of 163 amino acids. The transcript has a single exon. The record is from RefSeq and is a predicted model, not a curated record. Lineage: Eukaryota; Viridiplantae; Streptophyta; Pinopsida; Cupressales; Cupressaceae. Gene Ontology annotation, molecular function: RNA-DNA hybrid ribonuclease activity; nucleic acid binding.
AUGAGGCAUUGGCCAGCUUUGCAUUUACUUCCUUCUCAGGGGGCUAUUUCUAAGGAAAUGGUUUCUUCAAUUAACAGAAAAGAGGUGUUUUGGUUACCCCCUCCCAAAUUCAAGUUUAAAUUAAACUUUGAUGGCGCUUCUCGUGGCAACCCGGGGAAAUCUUCUAUUGGGGUGGUAGUUACUGAUGAUAGUUCCAACAUUAUUAAAGCUAGGUGUCAGUGUAUUCCAGAUGGGACUAAUAAUGUGGCAGAAAUUCAUGCUCUCUUUGUUGGGUUAGAUUUGCUAAUUUUAUUAAAUCUUAAAGAUGUUGUGAUUGAAGGAGAUUCUUUAGUGAUCUUUUAUGCGGUUGCUAAUCGAACUUGUAAUUCUUGGCAUUUACAAUACUGGUUGGAUAAGGUUUUGUUGCUUCUUAAGUUCUUUAACUCUUUUUCUAUUUCUCAUUGUUAUAGAGAGGCUAAUUUCGUCACUGAUUUUUGGCGAAUAAGGCCUUGA